AUGGGUGCCGUCGGUGAUCUAGCUCCUGCUGGUAAUAUUGAGAUUACCUAUGGAAAGCCUGGGUUCAAGGGGCUCUUUGAUGAGCCGUAUUUACUCUUCCUGGCAUGCUUUGCCAGUAUCGGAGGCGUCUUGUUCGGUUACGACCAAGGCGUCAUCAGCGGCGUUUUAGUGAUGAACAAUUUUGAAAAGCAAUUCCCCGAACUCGCCGGCGACGCAACACUCCAGGGCUGGAUGGUCUCUGUCCUCACGUUAGGAGCCAUGUUCGGCGCUUUGGUAAAUGGUCCCAUUGCCGACGCCCUAUCCAGACGGUGGUCAAUCCUCCUAGCGAACGGUAUCUUCCUAGUCGGCUCAAUCAUCCAGGCGGCCUCGGUCAACAUUCCCAUGAUCUUCGUCGGCCGCUUCAUUGCUGGACUUUCAAUUGGGCAGCUCUCAAUGGUGGUACCGCUGUAUAUUAGUGAAAUUGCGCCGCCAAAUCUACGUGGCGGACUUACUGCUCUCCAGCAGGGUGGGAUUACGUGUGGUAUUAUGAUCUCGUUCUGGCUGAAUUAUGGCACGCAGUAUAUUGGCGGGACAGGAGAUGGCCAGUCCCCUGUUGCAUGGCGUCUUCCUCUUGCCCUGCAGUGUCUGUUCUCACUGAUUCUUGGGGCUGGCACUUUUUUCCUGCCAUAUAGUCCCCGUUGGCUGAUGAUGAAGGACCGUGAAGACGAAGCUUUAUCCACUCUUUCCCGUAUCCGCCGCGUCCCCCAAGGCGACUCACGCGUUCAAAAUGAGAUCCUCGAGAUUAAAGCCACCGCCAUGUUCGACCGGGAAACCACUGCCGCCAUGUAUCCCGGCAUCACAUCCCCCGUCCGUCUCGGCUACGAGCGCUACAAAUCACUAUUCGUUCUACGCCACCUAAAUCACCGACUAUUAAUCGCAUGCCUGCUUCAGUUAAUACAGCAGUUCACCGGAAUCAACGCGAUAAUCUACUACGCGCCCCAGAUAUUCGAAAAUAUAGGCCUGGAGGGCAGCUCGGUGAAUCUGCUAGCUACCGGUGUGGUAGGGAUUAUAAACUUCGUUUGUACACUGCCUGCUAUCCUACUCCUUGACUACUACGGACGAAAGACGCUGCUGCUUAUUGGGGCUGUGGGGAUGGGGAUUGCCCAGCUUGUCGUGGCUACAAUCUACGCUGUAUACAAGGACUCGUGGGCCUCGCAUACGGAUGCAGGCUGGGCAGCUGCUGUGUUUAUUUGGCUGUAUAUUGCCUGCUUUGCGUUUAGUAUUGGGUGCAUUAACUGGAUUAUCCCGUCGGAGAUCUUUCCGCCGGGCGUUCGUGCUCAGGCUGUGGGUAUUGCGAUUGGCGUUAACUGGCUUAGCAACUUCGUCGUUGCCCUUAUUACUCCAAGAAUGCUCGGGACGAUUCGAUUCGGGACAUUUUACUUCUUCCUCGCAUUCUGCGUCUUCCUCUUCCUCUGGGUCCUCUUCUUCGUCCCAGAGACCAAAGGCGUCCGCAUGGAGCAAAUGGACAACAUAUUCGGCGGCAACCAGGGCGAACAGGAUCUGCUCCGGAUGCAAGCUAUUCGGCAGCAGUUGAGCCUUGCGAGUGGCGGGAAGGAUAUGGAGAAACCGGAUGAUCACAGUGCGCAUGUUGAAGAGGUUGAGGGGGUUAACUGA
This is a messenger RNA of Aspergillus puulaauensis, 1653 nucleotides long. RefSeq names its product sugar porter family MFS transporter. Lineage: Eukaryota; Fungi; Ascomycota; Eurotiomycetes; Eurotiales; Aspergillaceae. Gene Ontology annotation, molecular function: carbohydrate:proton symporter activity. Gene Ontology annotation, cellular component: membrane. The transcript has 7 exons. The record is from RefSeq and is a predicted model, not a curated record. The coding region runs from base 1 to 1653 and encodes 550 amino acids. Gene Ontology annotation, biological process: carbohydrate transport; transmembrane transport.